AUGGGUCGGAGAAAGAUCGAGAUCAAGGCCAUCAAAGAUGACCGCAACCGCUCAGUCACAUUCCUGAAACGAAAGGGAGGUCUGUUCAAGAAGGCGCAUGAGCUUGCUGUCCUUUGCUCGGUUGACGUCGCUGUCAUUAUUUUUGGCCACAACAAGAAACUAUACGAGUACUCAUCAUGCGACAUGCAUGAUGCUCUUGGUCGCUAUCAAUAUUUUGGCCCUCCCCACGAGCACAAAGGACCGGAAGAUUUUGCGGGCAAGCGAGAUGACGAUGAUGAGGAAGACGAGGCCUCGCCGGCUCCCGAGGACAUCCAAGCAGUUCAACAGAACCACCCCGCCAUUCCCCCCCACCUCCAAAACCAGCCCGCCUUCCAGCACAUGAAUCAUGCACCCUCCGCGUCACCCCCGAUCCAUCAUGCUAUGACACGUCAUGGCACCCCGCAACCGCAAGGCACUUCGCGUCCCUCUUCCAGGAAUCAUAUCCGCCGAGUCAGUUCAAAUCUAGGUCCCCAGCAACACGGUACACCUCCGCCGCCGCCACCUGCCCCCCAGAAUGGCGGGUUUACGUACAUGGGUAAUCCGUCCAUGUAUAACCCGAACGUUCAUGCGAUGAACCAGCAACCUCGACCGGCACAGUUUGCACACUAUGGACACCCACCGGGACAACAUCAAGGGACGCCUCCUAUGCACCCGCACGGUUUACCACAGCAAAUGCCACCACAACACCAGGGCCAACAGCAUUUCCAACACGGCCACCCGGUAGGAAUGCCUCCCGGGCCCCACCAACAUGUGCAGCAGGCAUAUAUGCAGGAACAUGGAAGAAAUUCUAUGCCUCCAGGGUUCGCACCUGAUCACCAAGAACGGCCUGCCUCGGAGCAUCCCCAGGAUGAUUCGGUGAUGAAAGCAGAGCACAGCCAGUCGCCACCCCAAAUAAAGUCGUUGUCGAAAUCACGGAGUAUUUUCACACCUAUUGAUGAUCGAGGAUCGGUGCUCGCCCGCCAUUUUGGAGCCGGAGCCGGAUCAUAUGAAUCUCACAAUAACCAUUCUCUCAAGGUCGAAGCACCACAAGCUUCGAUUGCUUCCAAAUCAAUGCCUGUCAGAGCCGCGACGGAGGCUCCUCGUGCAGGGUCAAUUGCUUCGACGCCAAAAAUCAAACCGCCAUCCCGAACUAACAGUGGGCCGUUGCCAUCAAAACGACCGCAGUUGAAGGUGCAGAUCCCUAGCGAAACCUCCGAUGCUGGCAGUGCCACGGCCGACUCGUCGCGCGAUUCCGCUGUGAAUAAGAACUCCCCGCCUGCGAAAGGAAAUGUCGAAAAUGGCCCGCCGGGCGUAGUUUUACCCCCUCCUUCGCCAUCCGCCGGUGCAAUAUUGAGUGCGGGAGCCCAAGGGCCUCCAAAUCCGUUCGCCCGACCGCCUCCUCCCGUUGCCGCAACUCGAAACGACUCUUACGGCAGCAAUAGCGGAAAUGCAAACAAUGGGAAUAACUCAAAUAACAUCGAAACGCCCAUAUCUGCCCUGCCAAGCCGCUUUGUAUCCGAUGCACUCCUCCCGUCACCUUCCAGCUUCUUCCCCGAAUGGGGCUUUGGCCGGUCAGGCCCUGACUCCAACAUGCUGCCCAGUCCCCUCACCUUCCCGACUCCGGCAGUACAAAGCGGUCCUAGCUUUUCUCGAGAAGACGAUCAAGACAAGAAGAGAAAAAGCCCAGACAGUGGAUCCGCAGGGGAAGGUGCACAUAAAAAGCCGAAAACCUGA
Molecule: messenger RNA, 1752 nt
Organism: Penicillium mononematosum
Lineage: Eukaryota; Fungi; Ascomycota; Eurotiomycetes; Eurotiales; Aspergillaceae
Gene: rlmA
Product: SRF-type transcription factor RlmA
Exons: 3
Coding region: 1-1752 (583 amino acids)
Biological process (GO): positive regulation of transcription by RNA polymerase II
Molecular function (GO): DNA-binding transcription factor activity, RNA polymerase II-specific; RNA polymerase II cis-regulatory region sequence-specific DNA binding; protein dimerization activity
Source: RefSeq, a predicted model, not a curated record